This is a messenger RNA of Osmerus eperlanus (European smelt), 1318 nucleotides long. RefSeq lists its product as uncharacterized. Bases 50 to 1144 code for a protein of 364 amino acids. The record is from RefSeq and is a predicted model, not a curated record. Gene Ontology annotation, biological process: regulation of toll-like receptor signaling pathway. The transcript is spliced from 2 exons. Lineage: Eukaryota; Metazoa; Chordata; Actinopteri; Osmeriformes; Osmeridae.
AUCCCAGUUGAAAAGAGCAGUGGCAUCAGAAGCAGUUGUAUUUUCAGACAUGCUGUGUGAGAGCAGACUGUGGAGGCUGGCGCUCUGCCCGGACCAGGACAACACCGAGCCCCAGGAUCUGAGCUUCUUGGUCCCCCAGGACCAGGUCAUCAGGACUGGGUCCCAGAGCUCCGCAGCCCCCCUGCUAUCCACCCCGCCCUCCCCAGACCAGCUGAGAAGACGGGGGUACUCCACCCUCCCCCGAGAGCCCCAGAGCCUGAGUCUUUCGGAAGGGGAUUGCAUCCAGCCUCAUCCCCCCCAGGUGCCUCCUUACCGGGCUCUGCCACCACAGAAGAGACCCCAGCCUGGCAGACCAAUCUCCCCAGGGAUGGAGAUCCCCGGUCAGGCUUUCUCCCCUGCCCCUGCCCCCUUCCUGGUUCCCUCUUCCUGCCAGAGCAUCUGCCAGAACUACAGCGACCUCCACAUCGGGGGGGACCAGGUGCUGCCGAUAUUUACCCCAGACGGUGCGCUCCUUCCCUGCAGCGAGAGCCGGCCCGACCGGCCCUUCAUCCACUCCUGCGACGUCCCCCCGGCGGGGGAGGAAUUCCUCCCGGAGACGCCCUUCCUGCGGGAGGCUCCGGGCGUGCUGAAAGGAGGCUCGUCCCGCUGGAGGGCCGGGAGCGGUCGGGACCGGAGUUUCCUGCUCCAGGGGCGGGAAGGCCCCUUCUCCAACUCCCUGCUCAACCGCUACCUGGAGCACGAGCUGCUGGACCUCUACAAGCAGUACAUGCUGGAGAGCUCGGCCAGGGGUGGCGCCCCCGGGCCAGGCGACCCCGUCUCUCCCUGCCUUCUCCUGGGCUCGGAGCUGGUGAUCACCAGCCUGGAUCACAUCACCCUGCAGCUCAGCCGGGUGGGGAACCUGGAGGCUGGCCGGGCUAAGGACAUGGUGCUGAGCUGCUUGCUGAGGGUGGCCAGUGAUUUGGGGGAAAGCCAGAUCAGCACCCCGAUGCUCCAGAUCUCCAACGACGACCGUUCCUCACACACUGACAGCUCAGCAGGUCCUGAGGUCCAGACUCAACCAGAGACCCAGUCUGGGGUCACGUCUGUACCUGAGGAAGAGAGACAUGCUGACUUCUCUGAUCCCCCCGCUAAGGACAUGUUGUGAUUCACACCUGUCUGACCCUCAUCUGGGGAAUGUUUGUUAAAUGUUAAAUUUAAAUUGGAUCGAUGCAACUUUUCUCUCUGUUCUGCUUUGAUAUCCCCCUCCUCCUUUCAGUUCCUAUAUGCAGGGAGAGUUGGGUGGAAACCUUUAGUUUUGAGGAAACGCACCUGGUUUGUU